This is a messenger RNA of Centrocercus urophasianus (Greater sage-grouse), 2091 nucleotides long. Its product is annotated as keratin, type II cytoskeletal 75-like. Gene Ontology annotation, molecular function: structural constituent of skin epidermis. Lineage: Eukaryota; Metazoa; Chordata; Aves; Galliformes; Phasianidae. Gene Ontology annotation, cellular component: keratin filament. The record is from RefSeq and is a predicted model, not a curated record. Bases 1 to 2091 code for a protein of 696 amino acids. The transcript is spliced from 9 exons. Gene Ontology annotation, biological process: keratinization; intermediate filament organization.
AUGAGCCGGCAGACGUACAGCACCAGAGCUGGGGGUGGAGGGCGGUCGUACAGCGCUGCUUCAGCCAUCGUUCCUGGGGGCAGCAGGGCUGGCUUUAGCUCGGUGUCGGUGUCACGAUCUGGAGGAGGUGGUGGUGGCUUUGGAAGGCUCCUUGGAGGAGGAGGAGGUGGCGGUGGUGGUGGAGGUUUUGGCAGUAGGAGCCUCUACAGCCUCGGUGGUUCCAAGAGGAUUUCCUUUGGUGUUGGAAGCAGCUUCCGGAGUGCUUUUGGAGGUGGUGGAUCUGGCCUGGGAGGUGGCAGCGGUGGUGGCUUUGGUCUUGGUGGUGGUGGAGGGGGUGGUGGCCUUGGACUUGGUCUUGGUGGUGGCGGAGGUGGCGGUGGCCUUGGACUUGGUCUUGGUGGAGGCGGAGGUAGUGGUGGUGGCUAUGGCUUUGGUGGAGGUCCUGGCGGGCUUGGCUUUGGUGGAGCAGGAGGCAUGGGGGGACUUGGAGGGCUGGGUGGUGGCAGGGCUCCCUUGGGUUUUGGUGGCCCUCCUGGCAUGGGCACCAUCCAAGAAGUGACAGUCAACCAGAGCCUGCUGGCACCCCUCAACCUGGAGAUCGACCCCAACAUCCAGCAGGUGCGCAAGGAGGAGAAGGAGCAGAUCAAGACCCUCAACAACAAGUUUGCUUCCUUCAUUGACAAGGUUCGCUUCCUGGAGCAGCAGAACAAGGUGCUGGAGACAAAAUGGACCCUCCUGCAGGACCAGAGUCAGAAAAACAGCACAGGCAAGAACAACCUGGACCCACUCUUUGAGGCUUACAUCAAUAACCUGAAGCGGCAGCUGGCCAACCUGCUGAGCGAGAGAGGACGCAUGGACGGGGAGCUGAAGAACAUGCAAGACCUUGUUGAGGAUUUCAAGAACAAGUAUGAAGAGGAAAUCAAUCGACGCACAGCAGCAGAGAAUGAAUUUGUGGUGCUGAAGAAGGAUGUGGAUGCUGCUUACAUGAAUAAGGUGGAGCUGGAGGCCAAGGUGGAUGCUCUGACUGAUGAACUCAACUUCCUCCGAGCCCUCUACGAGGCGGAGCUGGCUCAGCUCAGCACACAAACGUCUGACACUGCUGUCAUCCUGUCCAUGGACAACAACCGGGACCUGGACCUCAGCAGCAUCAUAGCUGAAGUCAAAGCACAGUAUGAGGACAUUGCCAACCGCAGCCGGGCUGAGGCGGAGGCUUGGUACCAAACCAAGUAUGAAGAGCUGCAGGCCACGGCUGGGAAGCAUGGGGAUGACUUGCGCAACACAAAGGGGGAGAUUUCUGAGCUCAACCGGCUCAUCCAGAGGAUCCGAGCAGAGAUAGAGAACACAAGGAACCAGUGUGCCACCCUGCAAACAGCCAUUGGAGACUCUGAGGAGCGUGGAGAGCUGGCUCUCAAGGAUGCCAAGGCAAAGAUGAUGGAGCUGGAGGAUGCCCUGCAGAAAGCCAAAGCCGAUAUGGCCCGGCAGCUGCGUGAGUACCAGGAGCUGAUGAAUGUCAAGCUGGCCCUGGACAUUGAGAUCGCGACCUACAGAAAGCUGCUGGAAGGCGAGGAGAGCAGGCUGAGUGGAGAAGGACUCAACCCCAUCGGCUACUCGGUGAUCAGCUCCAGCUCUGGCACAGCUGGUGGAGGAGGAGGAUUUGGUGGACUGAGCCUAAGUGGAGGUGGCGGUGGAAGUGGAUUUGGUCUUGGAGGAGGUGGUGGAAGCGGAUACGGUCUUGGAGGAGGUGGUGGAAGCGGAUACGGUCUUGGAGGAGGUGGUGGAAGCGGAUACAGUCUUGGAGGAGGUGGUGGAAGCGGAUACAGUCUUGGAGGAGGUGGUGGAGGCUACAGCUUUGGAAGCGGAGGAGGACUUGGACUUGGAGGUGGGGGUGGUCUCGGAGGUGGGUAUGGAGGUGGCAGCGGGCUUGGGCUUGGAGGAGGCAGCAGCGGAAUUGGGCUGAGUUCUGCAGGAGGGAAUUUCAGCUCUGGGAGCGCAAAAGGCACCAAUCCGGGUGUGAAAAUCGUCUCCAAAACUUCCUCCAGCAAAAAGAGCAUAAAGAGCCAAAGCCUGAAGAAUGCCUCACAACCCGAGUAA